Messenger RNA from Momordica charantia (bitter melon), 2120 nucleotides. Its product is annotated as pectin acetylesterase 5. Lineage: Eukaryota; Viridiplantae; Streptophyta; Magnoliopsida; Cucurbitales; Cucurbitaceae. The record is from RefSeq and is a predicted model, not a curated record. Gene Ontology annotation, molecular function: hydrolase activity.
UGUGUUCGUCGUCGCUCGUCUCUGUACUCAAACUGCGCGCCUUAUUUUAUUUUCCCCAAAAAACUGAAAAAGAAAAAAAAAAAAAAACUGCGCGCGUUUCUUCUCUCUCUGUUUUUAUCAUACAGAUUAAUUAGAGAAAUCACUGAAUCAGCCGUGUGAAGGCCCGGGUCUGCGUGGGCAUGAUUAUGAUCAUAMAAUUCGUUGGCAGUGCCGCAAUCGGCUAAUUUUAGCUGUGUAUUCGAGUUUGAUUUGCUGAUAGGAUUCUAAAUUAUUGGGCCUUUUUGACCUUCAAUGGCGAUCCCUCUGUCGCGAGCUCUUUUAUGGUGGAGAAAAUGGUCCAAGAAAGAUUGGGCGGUUGCAGCCAUCUGUUUCGCUUUCAUUGUUUUCGUUUUUUCUCUCUUCUCCGACUCUUGGCAUGCAGAAGACGGCGGUGUCAACCACGUUUUCGAUCUCAACGCCGCCAAUGACCCCGAUUUGGUUGAUCUAUCCUUGCUGCAGAGUGCCAGAKCAAGAGGCGCUCUAUGUUUGGAUGGGAGCUCGCCUGGAUACCAUUUCCAGAAAGGGUUCGGAUCUGGUUCUAGCAACUGGGUGCUUCACAUUGAGGGUGGAGGUUGGUGCAAUACAGUCUCGUCCUGUUCUUUACGUAAAAUGACGUCGUUGGGUUCAUCGGACUACAUGGAACGCCGUGUUCGUUUUUCUGGAAUUUUAAGUAGUGAUGCGUCCAAAAAUCCUGAUUUCUAUAAUUGGAACAAAAUCAAGAUACGCUACUGUGAUGGAGCAUCAUUUGCCAGCCAUCCUGAGAGUGAGAAUGGAAAUAAACUUUAUUUCAGAGGCCAGCUCAUCUGGGAAGCAGUUAUGGAUGAACUCUUGUCAGCUGGCCUAUCCAAGGCUAGGCAGGCUCUUCUUUCAGGGUGCUCUGCUGGGGGAUUGGCUACCCUUAUACAUUGUGAUGACUUCAGAGAGCUUUUGCCGAAGGAUGCAACUGUCAAGUGUCUGGCUGAUGCUGGAUUUUUCCUCGAUGAGAAAGAUGUUUCAGGAAAUCAUACAAUGAGAUCUUUCUAUCAUGAUGUUUUCAACCUCCAGAAUGCAGUGAAAAGCUUACACAAGGAUUGUACAGCAACAGAAGAACCAUAUAAGUGUCUCUUUCCUCAAGAAAUUAUCAAACACAUAAGAACCCCGUUGUUUCUUGUCAACCCAGCUUAUGAUUUUUGGCAGAUACAAAAUGUCCUGGUACCAAAUGCGUUAAAACCUGCCGGUUCAUGGCAGAAGUGUAGGCUUGAUAUUCAUAAAUGUGAUCAUGCUCAGCUUGAAAUUCUUCAAGGGUUUCGGGACGCGUUGCUGAAGGCACUGAAGGACUUCAAGCACACCAAGGAAGGAGGACUUUUUGUAAAUUCUUGUUUCAUCCAUUGCCAAACAUGGAUGUCUGAGACAUGGCAUUCACCCAAUUCUCCAAGAAUAGAUAAUAGGACUAUAGCAGAGGCUGUGGGUGAUUGGUUCUUCAAACGAAAUUCAGUGAAGCUAAUUGACUGCCCUUUUCCUUGCAAUCCUACCUGCAUUCAUAUGAAUUUUAGCUGAGAUUGAGGGACAUUGGAAAAUUUGGGACUGCUUCAGCCUUCCCUGUUGUCUUCAUCUGUAGUGUCUAAAAGGGCCGGGGAAACAUCUGUCUUCAGGUCCAAGGCUGAUCUCCGGAACAGAACCAGAGGUAUUAUACAUGAUCAUUUUCUUGGUGAAAGAUUUUAGUUUGCUGCGUCUAAUGGCUAAAAAUCAUAUCUAAAAACAUAGGACUCUUGGUUUCUCUAGAGGCCUUAUGUUUACUUCAUCCUUUCCUUUUCCAUAGAACAUCGAUCACUUCCAACAAGGUAUAUUUUAUUUGUUUCAGAAUCUUUAUAUCUUACAGUCCUGUAGUAUUCUUUUUUUUUUUUUUUUAACUUUUGCUUUCUCCUCCACUUUUUGUACAUUAUCCUAAAGUUCUUUCGCCCCACCAAAUAUCAAUAUUGUAAUUUGAUAACUAGACCUGAAAUAUCAUUGUUUGUUAUGGCCCUUGAUUUUGUUAGAUUCUUUCAUGCUUUGAGUCAGCUAUAAAUGUGCAAGUGGCUUAUGAAUGCCGAUUAUUGUGAAAA